Messenger RNA from Papaver somniferum (opium poppy), 573 nucleotides. RefSeq names its product purine permease 1-like. Gene Ontology annotation, molecular function: purine nucleoside transmembrane transporter activity. The record is from RefSeq and is a predicted model, not a curated record. The coding region runs from base 1 to 573 and encodes 190 amino acids. The transcript has a single exon. Gene Ontology annotation, cellular component: membrane. NCBI's taxonomy places the organism in Eukaryota, Viridiplantae, Streptophyta, Magnoliopsida, Ranunculales, Papaveraceae.
AUGGACUCUAUCAAGAGAAAAUAUAUUAUGUUGUUCAAUUCCGUUUUGUUAGCAAUUGGUGCCACUGGCGGUCCACUUCUUCUCCGUCUCUACUUCGUCCGCGGUGGUAAAAGAAUAUGGCUUUCGAGUGCGCUAGGAAGUGCAGGUUGGCCGAUUUUAAUCCUCCCUCUUUCACUUUCCUACAUCUUCAAACGCGGCGGUGGUGGCGAAAAUGGCAGAGUCAAAUUUUUCACAAUCACACUACCUUUGAUCAUAUUUAGCGCUUUUAUCGGUUUACUAUUGGGGUUGAACGAUUAUUUAUACAGUCAUGGGGUUUCGCUUCUCCCGGUAUCGACAUCUACAUUGAUUAUGUCUACUCAUUUGGCUUUUACGGCUGGUUUUGCGUUUGUUCUUGUGAAACAGAAAUUCACUCCGUAUUCGACAAAUGCAGUUGUGUUAUUAACAGUUGGAGCUGUACUUCUUGGUCUUCAUUCGAAUGGUGAUAAACCCAUAAAUCAGUCGAACAGGGAUUACUAUUUCGGUUUCUUUCUCACGGUUGGAGCUUCUGUGAUCAGCGGAUUGCUAUUCCCAUAG